This is a messenger RNA of Glycine soja, 1569 nucleotides long. Its product is annotated as protein MAIN-LIKE 1-like. The transcript is spliced from 5 exons. NCBI's taxonomy places the organism in Eukaryota, Viridiplantae, Streptophyta, Magnoliopsida, Fabales, Fabaceae. The record is from RefSeq and is a predicted model, not a curated record. Bases 1 to 1569 code for a protein of 522 amino acids. Gene Ontology annotation, biological process: meristem development; meristem maintenance.
AUGGCAAGGGGAGAAGGUUCUUCCGCGCGUUCCGGCGGAAGAAGGUUCCAAAGGUUCUUCCGCUGGAUCCAACGAAAGAUGGUUCCGAAGGUUCUUCCGCGGGAUCCACGGAAGAACUAUGUCUUCCGCGGAUCCCGCGGAAGAACCUGCGGAACCUUCUUCCCCAGGCAACAUUUCCUGAUCGCGGAAGAACCUAUGGAACCUUCUUCUGCAGGUCGUGCGUUAGGAGCUGGUAGAGGUAGAGGCAUUAGUGAGGAUACGCAUGAGGCUGAUGUUCCUCUGCGUCGCAGACCUACUGCUUCAGCAAGUAGACAACAAGUUCGUCUGCGUGAGGACGUGACAGAGAGACCUGAGGAUGUGCCUCAGUUGCAUGAGGAUGUUCCUCAUGUGUCUGAUGCCACCCCAGAGAUGACAGGCGCCGCCGAUGCUGUUCAGACAAAGGGAGUGGCUACUGAUGGGAGCUUGGGGUCACCUGCUGCAGAUGAGGGUUUCCCCAAUGGACCACGCGACCCAUCGAUUUUGACCGAUUUUGCUGAGCAUGUCGCACACAGCAUCUGGAGUGGACGAGAACGACCCGAUCUGAAGUUGGUCUCCCACGGUAGAAAAGUAGAUAAAAUUGGGAGACCAACGCCUAAGAUCGAAGGGUUGAUUGCUGGCACCGGAUUGAGUCCACUGAUCAGGUGUUCUGUUAUCACCACUGAUCCUGGACUGAUAUCCGCCUUCAUCGAGAGGUGGCAUCGUGAGACUAGCACGUUCCACCUACCAGUAGGCGAGUUGACGAUCACGUUGGAUGGCGUGACGUCACUCCUACACCUUUUCAUCACUGGCGCGCUGCAUACGUUCGAGCCGCUUGUUACUUCAGACGCCAUUGGUCUACUGACGGAGCUUCUUGAGGUCAGUCAUGAGGAGGCUACAUUUGAGACCCGACAGGCUGGUGGGCCUCAUGUCCAGUUGGGGUGGCUUCGAGACUUGUAUCAGAGCCAGUGCAGGAUCAGACGAUGGGUUGUAGCAGCCCGCACGUAUCUACUCCACUUGGUGGGUUGUACUCUUUUCGCCAACAAGAGUUCAACCCAUGUACAUGUCGUGCACUUGGAGGCUUUCAGGGACCUGGCCCAGGCAGGGGGAUUCGCCUGGGGGGUAGCUGCAUUAGUCCACAUGUACGACCAUCUGAAUGACGCGUCACAGGCCUCUACACGGCAGCUGGGCAGUUAUAUUACACUUCUCCAGUGCUGGAUAUACGAGCACUUUCCUACAGUGCAUACAUCCGUCGUUCAUGAUGCUUAUGAUGAGGGGAGCCCACGGGCCUGCAGGUGGCUUACGGGUAAGGCUCAUAUGACGGGGAUCAAGGGAUCCCCGUAUCGGAGACGUUUGGAUGCCCUGAGUGUGACUGACGGUCAGAUUGUGGUGUACGUUCGACCUGACCGGGUUCUUCGACAGUUUGCCUACCUUCAGACGGUCCCUCCGCCGUCGGUUUGUGAUUCUUUGACGGGUGAUGAUAUAGAUGAUCGGUGGUUGAAUUUUCCAGACCAUUUGGUGCCUUCAGGGGAGCUCUGUGUAGUUCCUGGAUAG